Osmia lignaria (orchard mason bee) is the source of this 3142-nucleotide messenger RNA. RefSeq names its product pyruvate dehydrogenase phosphatase regulatory subunit, mitochondrial-like. NCBI's taxonomy places the organism in Eukaryota, Metazoa, Arthropoda, Insecta, Hymenoptera, Megachilidae. Gene Ontology annotation, cellular component: mitochondrion. Gene Ontology annotation, molecular function: protein binding. The record is from RefSeq and is a predicted model, not a curated record.
UUGUAACCCAAUUUAUGUUUUACUGUAAGCUUUAAUAAUAGAACAUACGUUACAACAGCCUGGAUAUUUUUGAACAGUACUUUUGUAUAUGAAAGUACGCAAUAAAAUAAUUAUUAGUUUCACGUAAUUUAAUGCUGAAAAACGCGGGUUCAAAAUGUGUUUGUAUAACAUUUUUAAGAAAAGAGAUCUUUGAAGUUAAUAGAAGUUAUUCGAAUUAUAUAACCUAUAACAAUGGGUUAUUUAAAUCUAAACGAACCGAUGAUGAAACUCAUAAAAAAUACAACGCCAAAUCCAAUGUUUCAUUUCAAACAGCAAUAUUACCAUCGCAAUCACAAAUUGUUAUUGCGGGUGCAGGAACAGUCGCUAAUUCGGUUGCUUAUCAUCUUGUUAUCAAUGGAUGGAAUGAUGUACUUGUCUUGGAACAAAAUAGAAUUGGUAGUGGAACAUCUUAUUUUGGUUCUGGCACCCUUGGUUUGUUUAAACCAAUAUCACAUAGAAACUUAAUCUCUUAUAGCAUCAAGUUAUAUCAACAAUUACAAGAAAUGGGAUAUGAUAUAGGAUUAAAACAAUGUGGUAGCAUAUACCUAGCUCAAACUAAAGACAGAAUGAUCGCUUUAAAGAGAAGAAUGGCUUAUAAUGUGCCUACAGGCUUGCACUGCGAAACUCUGAAGAUAGAUCAACUAAAGCAAUUACACCCAUAUUUGCAUAUCCAAGACAUUGAAGGUGCUGUUUGGGUGCCUGAAGAUGCAGUAGCAAAUCCUAGUGCAAUCUGUGAGGCUCUAGCCAAGCUAGCAAGAAUUGGAGGAGCUAAGUAUAUUGAAAAUUGUCGUGUAGAGUCUGUACACACUGAAAAUGGAGCUGUAAAGAGUGUAAAAACAGAGCAUGGUGUAGUUCAUUGCAAAUAUUUUGUUAACUGUGCAGGAAUGUGGGCACGUGAAUUGGGAUUAAGAUGCAAUCCACCUGUUAGAAUUCCAGCAUAUCCCGCAGACCAUUUUUAUGCACUUGCUUCUCCUUUCUCAUCUUAUCCAAAUAUAACUUUACCGUGUGUACGAGAUUAUGAUUCUUACUCGUAUUUGCGAGAAUGGCAAGGAGAAUUAUUAAUUGGCUGGUUUGAACCAAACUCAAAACCGUCGUUCGAAAAUACUCCUAUUCCUACAGAAAAUUGGAAAAACUAUCUUACAGUUGACUCGUCACGUUGGAUGCCAUUAUGGGAUAAAGUGGUACAUAGAUUACCAAUUUUAAAAGGUAUAAAACCAAAUGUUUAUAACUGUCCUGAUAACUUUACACCUGACGGAAGAUGGAUAUUAGGAGAAAGUCCGGAAGUAAAGAAUUAUUUUGUCGCCGUUGGCAUGAAUGGAAAUUUAUUACAAGGAGCUGGAGGAAUAGGCAAAGAAGUUGCUGAAUGUUUAAUUAAUGGAGAAUCUACACAAGAGCUACUUCCCUUUAACGUACAGAGGUUUCUAGAUUUGCAUAGUAGUAAACAAUAUUUGCAGCAAAGAACAAAGGAAGUUGUUGGCAGAAACUAUGCAAUUUUAUAUCCUCAUCAAUGCGAAUACAAAUAUGCUCGGAAAUUGCGUUGCUCCCCUUUAUAUUCCGUUCUCGAGGAAAGAGGUGCCAUUUUUGGCGUAAAAAUGGCUUAUGAACGGCCACUUUAUUUUGAUUCAACUUACCAAAGAGGACAAAAGAAACCAGUCAUGCCACCGGGUAGUUUUUAUAAACCUAAAUUCUUUGAUUUUAUGGAAGAAGAAUUUUUAGCAUGCAAAGAAGGAGUAGGAAUAAUUGAUAUGAGCUCGUUUUCAAAAAUUGAAAUUAGGUCUAGCCGUUGGGAAGUGGUAGAAUAUCUUCAGCAAUUAUGUUCCAAUGAUGCGAAUAUACCAGUUGGUGGCAUAGUGCAUACAGGAAUGCAAAAUCAAAGAGGAGGAUAUGAAAACGAUUGUAUUUUAGUAAGACUGACAGAAAAUAGUUAUUUUAUGGUUUCACCUACAUCGCAACAAACGCGUAUUUACCAGUGGAUGUCAAGACAUUUACCAGCUGAUCAUUCAGUAGGUCUGAAUGAUGUAACUUCAAAAUAUACAGUCAUUAACUUAGUAGGACCUAAAGCAACAGGAUUACUCUCAGAGCUGUCAAACUCUGACAUUAAUCUUUCUCCUUUUACUUACAAGACUGUAAAUGUGGCAUAUGCUUCUGAUGUAAUGGUAAUGUCGUUCACACAUACCGGUGAAUCUGGUUACUGCUUAUAUAUACCCUCAGAAUACGCACUUCACGUAUACUCGAAAUUAAUGGAAGUAGGUAAAGAUUAUGGAGCUCGAGAUGUAGGUGUACUCACACAACGUUUCAUGCGAAUAGAAAGAUUCAUCCCGUUUUGGGCCGAAGAACUGACACCGUUUGUGACUCCGUACGAAGCUGGAAGCGGAUACAGCGUAAAAUUAGAUAAAGAAUAUUUCAUUGGCAAGUUUGCUUUACAACAUCAAAAAGAACAAGGUGUAUCGAAAAGAUUAGUAUUAUUUGUAGUUAAUGAAUUAGACAUUAAUAAAAAUAUUUGGCCAUGGGGUAGUGAACCGAUUUAUCGAAAUAAUGAAUUUGUAGGCACUGUUACAUCAGCAGGAUAUGGUUUUGCUACGAAAAAGCAUAUCUGCAUUGGAUUCAUCAGUUGUCCUGAAUCAAACUACGUACAAACUAAUACAGAUGUAGUUACAACAGACUUCAUAAUGGAACCUACAGCUCGUUACGAAAUUGAUAUUGCUGGAACCAGAUUUCCUGCUAAACCGCACAUUCAUCCUUUACCAAUACCGGCGUGGAGUGGUAAAAUUAAUAAAAAAUAUAUCCCCACACCUGCUAUUGUAUAUGAGAGCGACGUAUAUCGCUAAUUUUUUUUAUAUCUUAUUUUAUUAAUCAGUAUAUUUGCAACUUAAACAAACAGUAAACUUUUACUUUUUGAAAGACUGUUUCUUUCCCAGUUUUGAAUAUAGGUUUUAAAAAAUAUUUCUUCCAAAGUAAGUAUAUACUUUUGUAGCGUUAAGUAAAAACACAAAUGCGCUUUUAAUUGAAAAUUUGAAUAUUUAUGUGAUACUUUUUGGUGUGUAUUUAUUAUCUAUCUUUCAUGUAAAAAUAAAUAUUUAUAGUACUGCUAAUAAUCAUGAUA